CGUGCACAAGCUCAUCGGUCCAUGCUUCAGGCGAGUCGUCGUGCUCUGACGACUCAUGCCAUCUUCCAAGCUCGUCACUCGAGACCUGCACAUCUACGGCAUACAUUCUCGCGGACAGCAACACCGAAGACCACAAUUUCUCUCAAUCCUCCCGAACUCUCUCCUGAUGGUCAUGCUCCGAUAGCACAUUCGGAUCACCCGAGUACCUCUAAAAGAGACAACUAUGCGGCGACAGCUCGACAGCAAAAAUACGAUGACUUGCUGGACAGUCUGAAUCGAGAGGAGGCGAAUCCCAACCGAGUAUGGGGUUACUACUGCGAUUUACUCGACUUUACGCGCGACGGGAAUCUUCCCUUAGAAAUACAUCAGCGGGUGCUCAGGAAAUGUACUCCAGAUGCGCAAGAGAUACGAGCUGCAUUCGUUCGAAGACUGCGAGAGCGUAAUGUUAUGCAAAAUCCUCAUCGGCACGAGCCGCGGUUUUUAAGGAUUAUAAGCAACAUACGGAGGGCAGGAUUACUCCCUGCAUUAGAGGAUUACGAGUUCAUUUUGGAGCAGUUCGCGGCGGUCGGCCAUCAUAUUGGUGCGACGCGAGUAUUACAAGAAGUAGCUAAGCUAGGUCUACGGCCUCGAACGAAAACAUUCACCCUUUGUCUGCAAACUAUUGCGUAUCGCUUGACGUUGCCUCGUCCAAAGAUUCAGGAGCAGGAGCUGAAAGAGCAUUGUGCUCGAUUGUGUCUGCACAUUAUCCAGGUCAUUCGGAAACGAACGAAGGGCAGCGUACCUUCAGCUUGCUUGGACCUGAGUCUUCGUAUUAUGAAGGACACAGGUAAUGCAAAGACCUUCAUGUCGUUAAUGAAGUUUGCGUAUGGAAUUGACUUGGACUACCUGGACCGACAUCUCCUCGUCUCUGAUGGUGGCCUUGAGAACCCUGAGCCAUUCUCAACGGCAGCUUUAACGACACUCAUCGAUUUCCUGGGUCGACAAGAACAGGUGUCGAAGAUGAUUUCCGCUUUCGAAGUUCUGAGUGCACCGCUCAAGAUUGGUCCUUCUGACAUCCAGCUACGUAACUUUGACGACGAAGAGGAUGAUAAUUACUUUGUACCAGACGACUCGUCAAAUCCUCGUCCACUACCUUCCGCCCAACCUAAUAUCACAACAUUAAAUACCCUGAUCCGACAUUGUUCACAAUCGCACGAAACCACGCUAGCUAAACACUAUGUCCAGCAGGCGAUACAACUCGAUUAUACGUCGUCCAAGGCGCUUCGAUCAGAUAUUCAGACACUGCCCUUAGCUAGUGUCGGGAUACCGAAGGUCCUUGUCAACGCGGAUACUUUCCGACCUAUCCUGGGCCUGAUAAACCGAAAUUUUGAUAUUGGGUUACUUAGAUGGCUUUUACCUCAUUUCCGCAAAACGCGACGAAGAAAAUUACAGGACUUACAGUACUGUUCGACUGCUCUUGGGCAAAUGGCCGGGGACGAGGUACAGCGUGAAGAUGAAUCUUUAGGAGAGACGUCCGCUGGCUUCGCUGAAGAGAGUCUAAACCCUGUGUCUCCUCCCGACACAAUCACCAAAGCUACGACCUUUUUUACUCCGUCGUCUCCCCCUUCGCCCUUACAUCCGACUCCCGCGUUAACCGACGAGUCGGUGCAACGAACUUCCUUGGACAGUCAUCUUGAAUCCUCAUCAUCACGAUCUGCGAAUAAUCCCAAACUUUUCGACCUUUCCUUACAUGUUAGCAUCUUGGGACGAGAUGUGCAAGCCAUGAGAAAGUUAGACCGUCGAAUAGGCGCUGCUCUCGCCCGCCUGAGUAUUCGACGUAAGGAGGCCCUGGGACGACGAAUUUGGGCGGGAAAGAACGUUUUCGUUCGGGACUCUAAGAAGAGGACAACGGUUAGUAGGGAGGACUGGAUGGAUAUGGUAAAUUUUGGUGGACGCCGGGAAUGUACAUCCUCUCGCGAGUCUGAAGUGCAAAGAGAAUCCACUGUAUCGACCUGACACUGCAUUGUAGGUCAAUGUAAGCUCGCGACUCGCCGAAGCGGAGCACGUCUAUGCGUGCCCCGUGCCAACUUGCUCGGAAAGGCCUAGCAGCCUGGGUCACGCCUGCGGCAGCUCUCCGGUUA
Fomitiporia mediterranea MF3/22 is the source of this 2120-nucleotide messenger RNA. RefSeq lists its product as uncharacterized. The record is from RefSeq and is a predicted model, not a curated record. Bases 22 to 1995 code for a protein of 657 amino acids. The transcript has 2 exons. NCBI's taxonomy places the organism in Eukaryota, Fungi, Basidiomycota, Agaricomycetes, Hymenochaetales, Hymenochaetaceae.